This is a messenger RNA of Bubalus bubalis (water buffalo), 4157 nucleotides long. It is a transcript of the gene MSH5, whose product is annotated as mutS homolog 5. Bases 1600 to 4014 code for a protein of 804 amino acids. Gene Ontology annotation, cellular component: nucleus. The transcript is spliced from 23 exons. Gene Ontology annotation, biological process: mismatch repair; chiasma assembly. Lineage: Eukaryota; Metazoa; Chordata; Mammalia; Artiodactyla; Bovidae. Gene Ontology annotation, molecular function: ATP binding; ATP-dependent DNA damage sensor activity; mismatched DNA binding. The record is from RefSeq and is a predicted model, not a curated record.
AUCCAGUUCCCUGACCAGGGAUCCAACCUGGACCCCCUGCAUUGGCAGCAUUGAAUCUUAGCCGCUGGGCCACCAGGAAGUCACCAGGAAGUCCCUUAAAAUUAUAUGAUUGCUUAUUUUGGUCUCUCUAUCUUCUUGUUUCUCCUCCCCUCAUAUACAAACUCAAAAAUUAGGCUUAUAGAGUAGGAACUUAUGUCCCCUGCUUUGAUUCCACCACCUGGCCCAGAAUGAAUGAAUAACACUCUUCUGUUCUUAGGAGUGUGUGUGUGUGGGUAGGGGCAUGUGCUUGUAGGAGUGUAGGUGUUUUUAUUAGGUCUACUUCUCUCUGCCAGUAUUCUUGCCUGGAAUAUCCCAUGGACCGAGGAGCCUGGUAGGCUACCGUCCAUGGGGUCGGAGAGUCGGAAAGACACGACUGAGCAACUUCACUUUCUUUCUUUUCUUUUUCUUUCUGCCAGAAUUUGGUGAAAUUCGAAUACUUCCAACUUAUCGUGGGGCGCCGAAAUUAUUAAUUAGGCCUUGUGGUGCCCCUACGGCAGCGAUCAUACUCUGCACCCAAGAAACAGGCAGAGGUGGACUGAGAUAGGAGCCUCGCUUCUUAUUUCAGCUUAUUUUAUUUAAAACACUCACGAAGCUCUUACUGUGUUUGCCAGGCACUGGUCUAAGCUCUUUAUAAAUAUUAACUUAGACUUGUUGGCAUAGGUUGAAUUAAUGUUGCUUAUCUCCAUUCUCCAGGAAAAAAUUAAAAAAGUGCACUUCUGUUCCUUUAAGGUCGGUCCCGUCUGCAGAUUCCCCGAAGUCCCUAGACCCGUUGCGGGGGAUGGGGUGGGGGAUGGGGCUCGGGCUCCUGCUCUGCUAAGAACAUUUCUCACAGGCUCUCAAUCAAAGCCCAGAAAGCCUGAGGGCAGAGGCCCGGGUGCUAGGCAACGGCGGAGGGCGGGAAGUUUGAACCUUCUGGCAACGCCCCGUAUGCGAAUAGGCCAAUCAUCAUCCAGUCUUCUCUGUGGUCCUUUUUCCCCUUUCACUCUGUUGGAUCUCUAGGUAGGAUCCGGGUUUCUUCGACCAAUAGAGGCUAAGGAGGCGGGGCGUGUGCGCGCGCACCCCACCUUCGUGUUGGCGCACCAGUCCCGCUGGCCCGCGGCUGUUAGAAACGAGGUGUCGCGCACGUCGCGACCCAGGUGACUGAAAAGGCGGGAAAACACCGCGAGUUUCCCGCAACCAGGUCGGGGAAGCCAAGAUCGUGAGACUGUGAUCUUGGGGGUUUGGUUGGCAGGAGGAGAGAGAGGAGGCGGGUAAAACUCGCUCCCCAAAGCACCCGCAAGACCGUCUCCAAAACACAACCUCCGCGUGACAGGAAUGAGGGUGGGCCGAGUGGUGUUUUCCACAGUCUGUACUUCAGUGAAAUACCGUUAAACUCGCCCCUCCAAAUGUCCUACACCUGUAACCACAGUUCUCUAAGGUCCACGCAGCUUUGCCCUCAGCCCUCUCUCAGUAGUUCUCAGUGGAUUUGCUUCUGCGCGCCCCGCUACCCCAGCCUCCUAGCAAGUGAGCUCUCGCUCCAGAACUGUCUUCAUUUUCUGCAUUCAUAGAGCCUCCAAAGCCAUGGCCUCGGCAGCAGCGACCCCAGCCAGGACGCCGAACGGACCAGGACCCGGGGAGGCCUCGGCCAGCUUCCCCACCGUGGCUUCAGAGCCGGGCCCCCGGGAGCCCGAGGAGGAGGGAGAGGAGGAGCCUGCUGAGAUUCAUCUGUGUGUCCUGUGGAAUUCAGGAUACCUGGGCAUUGCCUACUAUGAUACUAGUGACUCCACCAUCCACUUUAUGCCAGAUGCCCCAGACCACGAGAGCCUCAAGCUGCUCCAAAGAGCCUCCCAAGAACACAGGGAGCCUAAGAGACCCGAAAUCAUAUUUUUGCCAAGUGUGGAUUUUGGCCUGGAGAUAAGCAAACAGCGCCUCCUUUCUGGAAACUACUCCUUCAUCCCAGAUUCCAUGACCACCACCGAGAAAAUCCUCUUCCUCUCCUCCAUCAUCCCCUUUGACUGCCUCCUCAUGGUUCGAGCACUUGGAGGACUGCUCAAGUUCCUGGGUCGAAGAAGAAUCGGGGUUGAACUAGAAGACUAUAACGUCAGCGUCCCCAUCCUAGGCUUUAAGAAAUUUGUGUUAACCAAUCUGGUGAGCAUAGAUCAAGACACUUACAGUGUUCUGCAGAUAUUUAAGAGUGAGUCUCACCCCUCGGUGUACAAAGUGGCCAGCGGACUCAAGGAGGGGCUCAGCCUCUUUGGAAUCCUCAAUAGAUGCCGCUGUAAGUGGGGAGAGAAGCUGCUCAGGCUGUGGUUCACACGUCCAACCCAGGACCUGGGGGAACUGAAUUCCCGUCUGGAUGUCAUUCAGUUUUUCCUGUUACCCCAGAAUCUGGACAUGGCUCAGAUGCUACACCGAUUGCUGGGUCACAUCAAGAACGUGCCUCUGAUUCUUAAACGUAUGAUGUUGUCCCACACCAAGGUCAGUGACUGGCAGGUUCUUUACAAGACAGUGUACAGUGCCCUGGGCCUGAGGGACGCCUGCCGCUCCCUUCCCCAGUCCAUUCAGCUCUUCCGGGACAUUGCCCAAGAGUUCUCAGAUGACCUGCACCACAUUGCCAGCCUCAUUGGGAAAGUGGUGGACUUCGAGGGCAGCCUUGCUGAAAAUCGCUUCACAGUCCUCCCCAACAUAGAUCCUGAAAUUGAUGAGAAAAAACGAAGACUGAUGGGACUUCCCAGUUUCCUCACUGAGGUGGCUCGGAAGGAGCUGGAGAAUCUGGACUCCCGGAUUCCUUCAUGCAGUGUCAUCUACAUCCCUCUGAUCGGCUUCCUUCUUUCUAUUCCCCGCCUGCCUUCCAUGGUGGAGACCAGUGACUUUGAGAUUGAAGGUCUGGACUUCAUGUUCCUCUCAGAGGAGAAGCUGCACUAUCGAAGUGCUCGAACCAAGGAGCUGGACGCACUGCUGGGGGACCUGCACUGUGACAUCCGGGACCAGGAGACCCUGCUGAUGCACCAGCUGCAAUGCCAGGUGCUGGCGCGGGCAGCCGUCUUGACCCGGGUGUUGGACCUUGCCUCCCGCCUGGACGUCCUGUUGGCUCUUGCCAGUGCCGCUCGGGACUACGGCUACUCAAGGCCGCGUUACUCCCCACAGCUCCUUGGGGUACGAAUCCAGAAUGGCAGGCAUCCGCUGAUGGAACUCUGUGCCCGUACCUUCGUUCCCAACUCUGCAGAGUGCGGGGGGGACGCAGGGAGGGUCAAAGUCAUCACCGGACCCAACUCUUCAGGGAAGAGCAUCUACCUCAAACAGGUAGGCUUGAUCACAUUCAUGGCCCUGGUGGGCAGCUUUGUGCCAGCAGAGGAAGCUGAAAUCGGGGCAGUAGAUGCCAUCUUCACCCGAAUUCACAGCUGCGAAUCCAUCUCCCUUGGCCUUUCCACCUUCAUGAUCGACCUCAACCAGGUGGCGAAAGCAGUGAACAAUGCCACCGAGCGCUCGCUGGUCCUUGUGGAUGAAUUCGGAAAGGGAACCAACACGGUGGAUGGGCUCGCGCUGCUGGCUGCUGUGAUCCGACACUGGCUGGCACUCGGACCCAUGUGUCCCCACGUCUUUGUAGCCACCAACUUUCUGAGCCUUGUUCAGCUGCAGCUGCUGCCGCAGGGGCCGCUUGUGCAGUACUUGACCAUGGAGAUCUGUGAGGAUGGGGACGACCUUGUCUUCUUCUAUCAAGUUUGCGAAGGUGUUGCCCGUGCCAGCCACGCCUCCCACACGGCUGCUCAGGCCGGGCUUCCUGAGAAACUCAUUGCUCGCGGCAAGCAGGUUUCAGACUUGAUCCGCAGUGGAAAGCCCAUCAAACCUGUCAAGGAGCUGCUAAAGGAGAAGCAAAUGGAAAAUUGCCAGACAUUAGUAGAUAAGUUUCUGAAACUGGAUUUGGAAGAUCCCAGCCUGGACCUGGACAUUUUCAUGAGUCAGGAGGUGCUGCCUGCUGCCACCACCAUCCUCUGAGAGUCCUUCCUGGGCCCUCCUCCAGGUUCCAAACCCCUGAAGGCUGCCAGGCCUUCUUGUUUCCUUACCUCCCUCAGACCCAGAGUUCUCUGUUUCCCUUGAAAUUCUGUUUAAUGUUAGUAAUAAAGCUUAUUUUGGAGAAA